GUCAUUGUUGAUGGUAAACUGAAAAUACGUGCUUUUUAUGCGGGUCAUGUGCUUGGUGCUGCAAUGUUCCUUGUUUCGGUUGGCUCGGAGAGUGUUCUGUACACAGGUGACUUCAAUACGACACCGGAUAGGCAUUUAGGUGCGGCACAUGUUGAGCCUGGAUUGCGACCGGAUUUGCUGAUUACUGAGACGACAUACGCAACAACGAUUCGUGAUUCGAAACGUGCUCGCGAGCGUGAUUUUCUGAAAAAAGUUCAUGAUUGCGUUGCAAAUGGUGGAAAGGUGUUGAUCCCCGUGUUUGCAUUGGGUCGUGCUCAAGAGUUAUGCAUUCUACUUGAAUCGUAUUGGGAACGAAUGGAUUUGAAAAUCCCCGUUUACUUCUCGCAAGGUCUUGCUCAGAAAGCCAAUCAGUAUUAUCGAUUGUUCAUUAAUUGGACCAACGAGAAAAUCAAACGAACAUUCGUGCAUAGGAACAUGUUCGAUUUUAAGCAUAUUGGACCGUUCGACAAUUCAGCCGCUGACGCACCAGGACCUAUGGUACUAUUUAGUACGCCUGGAAUGCUCCACGGUGGUCAGUCGUUGCGAGUUUUCAAACAGUGGUGUUCGGACGAGAAGAACAUGAUCAUUAUGCCUGGAUUUUGUGUUGCUGGAACUGUGGGUGCGAAGGUUAUUGCUGGUGCCAAAAAAAUUGACAUCGACGGAAUAACAUAUGACAUCAAUCUCGGUGUGGAAUAUAUGUCGUUCAGUGCUCAUGCGGAUGCGAAAGGAAUCAUGCAGUUAAUUCGGCACACCGAGCCGAAGAAUGUGAUGUUUGUGCAUGGCGAAGCUUCAAAAAUNCAUCACUCUUACUUAUUUGUGGAGUUUGGUCUGCGGGUCUACAAGCCGGCGAAUGGUGAAUCGAUAACGAUCGAAAAGGAUGUGGAUGGUUCCUUGACGGUACCAUCGCAAUUGAUCGAACGUUCCAUCGCUCUCGACCCAACUCCAAGCAAGAAAUUCUGCCCUUUUCGUGCAUAUGUGGUCAUGGAUAAACAGUCGAAUCAAUUGGAAGUUAUAUCUGCGAAAGCAGCUGCCAGGCAGUUCAGCGUUAAUUUACAUUCGAUAACAUUCAGUGAUACGAUACAGUUGGAGGAAAUUGAUUGGCAUAAAAUUGCAAAUAAAUUGAGGCGAUUCGACCCGCAUUUGGACGUUAAACAGAAUUGUCGUCCAUUCCAGGAUGGACUGGAAAUGUUCAGUGGCGAACUUCUGUUAGCCGAAGUGAACGGCAAACCGAAUGAAGUUGAGAUAAUAUGGGAUGAAAUGCGAGAGGAAUGGUUUGAUGUGAUUAGUCGGGCGUUAACUCAAAAAUAUUUCUUCUAA
Molecule: messenger RNA, 1356 nt
Organism: Anisakis simplex (herring worm)
Lineage: Eukaryota; Metazoa; Nematoda; Chromadorea; Rhabditida; Anisakidae
Source: the annotation of a GenBank genome assembly